CUUCAAAAAAAAAAGUCCUCCAACUCACAUAUCGUCCGUUCAUAGACUGUAGUAUCCCCGAAACCCACCAAUGAAAGUCUACCAUACUGUGCCUCCCCCCAUCUCACCUCCUCCCCACCAAAACCAACUAAAAGUGGAGUCUCCCAAGCACACACCCAAACAUAAACAAACAAUAUCUCGGACGAAAAACCCCCAAAAAAAAUCAAAACAACAAACCCCCAGCCCGCACGAAUCCAAACCCUCGGGUCCUCAAGUGCGUGCCUAAACGUAUUUCAGUAUUCCAUGCUAAGCCGCCAAGCGAAACCAAGGAUGGAAAUGUUGACUAAAAGACAAAAAACAAGUCAGCAUUC
Molecule: messenger RNA, 350 nt
Organism: Periconia digitata
Lineage: Eukaryota; Fungi; Ascomycota; Dothideomycetes; Pleosporales; Periconiaceae
Source: the annotation of a GenBank genome assembly